GGCGCUGCGUGGGGCUGAUUGCUGCAGCGCCUUGUCAGUCUGAUGAAGAUUGGCAUUCAGGAAGGUGGUGAUGUGUCACUUGGAAUCACUGCAGUACCUCUGGUGAAGGAACUCCAACAGGGCUAUUGGGGGCAUUGACUUCCUCCCUCAUGAUGCAAAAGUUGAAACUAUGAUGGCAACGCAGCCCAUUCCUGUUGAUUCCUAUCAGGACGAACAGUUGAUGCCAGUCGUACCACAGAUGACUAGCAACACGGAGCCAGCAUCUGGCUGCACUAAAUCCGACCCUGAUGCCUCAAGCCCGGUGCCCACAGAGUCUCAGACAUCUAUGGAAGCUGAUAAAGGAGCCAUCUACAGACACCCUCUAUUCCCACUUCUGGCUCUUCUGUUUGAAAAGUGCGAGCAGUCGACCCAAGGUUCUGAAUGUAUCACCUCGGCAAGCUUUGAUGUCGACAUCGAAAACUUUGUUCGCAAACAGGAAAAGGAAGGAAAGCCAUUUUUCAGUGAAGACCCAGAGAUUGAUAAUCUGAUGGUGAAAGCAAUCCAGGUGCUGCGUAUUCAUCUAUUGGAACUAGAGAAAGUUAACGACCUGUGCAAAGAUUUCUGUAACCGUUACAUUGCUUGUCUAAAAACUAAAAUGAACAGUGAAAACCUGCUGAGCUCUGACCCUGGUGGACCUUAUGCCUCUGUUCAAACUCAGCAGCUUCCUGUCCAGAACACAAUGAUCACCACCCUACCUGGUACAAUCAGCCCCCAGGGAAUUGUGGUUCCAGCUUCAGCAUUGCAGCAGGGGAAUGUCACAGUCACAACCGUCAACCCCACACAAGUUGUAUCAGGUGGGACAGUUUAUCAGCCUGUAACCGUGGUGACGCCUCAAGGACAGGUAGUGACACAAACACAUGGUACAAUCCGCAUCCAGAAUGCACAGCUUCAACUGCAAUUAAAUCAAGAUGUGAAUGUCUUGCAUCAAGACAGUGAGAAUUCUCCAAAAAGUAAGCGGGGAGUGUUACCUAAGCAAGCUACAAAUGUCAUGAGAUCCUGGCUGUUCCAACACAUUGCGCAUCCUUAUCCUACAGAAGAUGAGAAGAGGCAAAUCGCUGGUCAGACCAACCUCACAUUGCUCCAGGUCAACAAUUGGUUCAUCAAUGCUCGAAGGCGGAUAUUACAGCCCAUGCUUGAUGCCAGCAAUCCGGACACUCCGCCCAAGGCCAAGAAGAUCAAGACACAGAGUCGGCCAGUGCAGCGCUUCUGGCCGGACUCCAUUGUAGCAGGAGUGGCGCAGCAGCAUGUGACCAGUAUUACAGUGUCGGACAGUGCCAUGGUCUCGAUAUCAAGUCCCGUGAACGUGAAUGUGGACAGUCUGCAGUCCUUGUCUUCUGAUGGAGCAACACUGGCUGUGCAGCAGGUCAUGAUGGCUGGGCAGAGCGGAGACGAUUCUGGAAACAGUGUGCAAGAAGAUGACAGCGAUCUCUCAACAACAAACAUAACUGUCUUGGCCUUAGACAACAGUGACUCCCUGCAAUAGGCACAAGCACUCAGACCAGGCAUUUUUAUUCUUUGCACUCACAGUGCAUUUUAUUUCUGAUCUCUUUUAUACAUCGGUAGGAGAGCACACUUUUCUAUUUCACCUUGUAUUGAAUGAACGGGGGUUUAAAUAUUCUCACAUUGAAGCAGCUGCUUGAAUGUGAGCAGUAGGCAACGUUUACUGAUCGAUGUACGGACUCAGACUGAAGGUUCAACUUUGUGUGCACUUUGUCUCUUUCAUUCAGAAAUAACUGGCCAUAAUUGACAGGUGCUUUUCAAAAACUCAGCUUAGCUGCCCGACAAACAAACAUAUUAUUGGAUCAAAUCCUGCCUUGGUUAAAUUGAUGACUUUUAUUGUCAAAAACAUUUUGCAGCCAGCCUCCCACAUACUUGGGCAGGGAUAGGUUUCAGGACAGAGUGUUGGCACACAACGCAGGUGAGCAUACAACGCAACAACUGCUCUGAGGCAGGUGAUAUGUGAAAGGUACUGGUGAGGGCAGGUGGGGAGGGGGACCACUCACCCUAAGCUGUAGGGUUUGGUGGGCAGUUUCCCCAGUGCCCUGGACCUGCUCCAACAGUCACUGGCUUUAAGUCUUCUGUUCUUACUCAUGGGAACCUCUUGAUCUAGCGAAGACAUGGCCUCAAUGAGUCUCUCCACCAUCUUCAGACCCAAGGUUGGUGGAGGGGAUGGAAGAAUGGGCUGAGUGCUGGUGAUAUUGGGAACUAGACACUGUUUACCUGAUCCACUCCUACACCAUCUAUUGCAUACUCUACAUCAUCGGCAGCAAGACCAGUGGGAAUGAACUGCCUCCAGUUGAUCAAUUCUGCUCACUUGGGUUUCAGUGCUUUUACUGAGAUUCUUUGUGCCAUUAAUACAAAUAAUGUAAGCUUUAUAUAUUUUAAGUAUCUUUAAAAUAAGUGCCGUAGCACUGCAGUGAACAUGAGUGCUAAUCAAUUCCUUGCUCCUUAGGUAAUUGUUCAAACACUCCUCCUGUCCGCCUCACUCUACAACUUCCUGGCACUGGCCCUUCCUGACAGCCAAGACAGAGGAGACUGAGCAAUGACUCUCACUCUAACCCAGGCAGAGUUGUCUAACCACACAUUGAGAUUGAGAUAGAGUGAAUAUCCCACACCACAACACUCACUCACCCAGAGUUACGAGGAGCAUAUUUUACUUCAUUAUUAUUUGCCUCAUUUAUUAAACUGAAGAGAAGCAUCAUACUAGAUUUAAAUUAUAUUCUUGUUACAAUGCUA
This is a messenger RNA of Amblyraja radiata (thorny skate), 2775 nucleotides long. It is a transcript of the gene pknox1.1, whose product is annotated as pbx/knotted 1 homeobox 1.1. NCBI's taxonomy places the organism in Eukaryota, Metazoa, Chordata, Chondrichthyes, Rajiformes, Rajidae. Gene Ontology annotation, molecular function: DNA binding. Gene Ontology annotation, biological process: regulation of DNA-templated transcription. The record is from RefSeq and is a predicted model, not a curated record. Bases 170 to 1522 code for a protein of 450 amino acids. The transcript is spliced from 12 exons.